Telopea speciosissima is the source of this 438-nucleotide messenger RNA. RefSeq lists its product as uncharacterized. Bases 1 to 438 code for a protein of 145 amino acids. The transcript has a single exon. NCBI's taxonomy places the organism in Eukaryota, Viridiplantae, Streptophyta, Magnoliopsida, Proteales, Proteaceae. The record is from RefSeq and is a predicted model, not a curated record.
AUGGGAGACCUUUUAUCAACACCGUCAGCUUCAAUGUCUUCGUCAGAAUCCUAUUCCGCAAAAAACGUAUCCCCUUCCGAUACAAGUCCUUCAACUCCUUCUACAAUCGCAGAUGAUCAAAACCAAGAAGUUUCUGAUCAUUCGAAUGUCUCCACAAGUGAAGAAAACGGUGACGAAGAAGAAGAUGGGGAAUGUGGUUUCUGCUUGUUUAUGAAGGGAGGUGGAUGUAGGGAUGAGUUUAUAGCUUGGGAGAAUUGCAUUGAAGCAGCAGAAAAAAAAGAGGAAGAUAUUGUGGAGAAGUGUUUCGAGGUGACGGGUUUGUUGAAGAAGUGUAUGGAGGCUCACUCUGAUUACUAUGAACCUGUACUUAAAGCAGAGAAGGCGGUAGAGGAAGAGGCGUCCAAGGAAAUGGAUCAAGAAACCUCUGCCAAACAAUAA